Molecule: messenger RNA, 918 nt
Organism: Scomber japonicus (chub mackerel)
Lineage: Eukaryota; Metazoa; Chordata; Actinopteri; Scombriformes; Scombridae
Exons: 2
Coding region: 1-918 (305 amino acids)
Source: RefSeq, a predicted model, not a curated record
AUGUCCUCCAGAGAGGGCCGGGUUGUUAUGACUCUCUGGAGACUUUUCCAAUCUGCCUCUGUACAGUUAAGAAUCCAGCCUUCUGUUAGACAGCCUUCUGCCCCAGUCUUCUGCCCACCAGCCUUCUACCCCCCAGUCUUCUGCCCACCAGCCUUCUACCCCAGCCUUCUGCCCACCAGCCUUCUACCCCCCAGCCUUCUGUCCCAGCCUUCUGCCCUAGCCUUCUGCCCACCAGCCUUCUGCCCACCAGCCUUCUACCCCCCAGCCUUCUGUCCCAGCCUUUUGCCCCAGCCUUCUGUCCCAGCCUUCUGCCCCCCAGCCUUCUACCCCAGCCUUUUGCCCCCUAGCCUUCUGCCCCAGCCUUCUAUCCCAGCCCUCUGCCUCCCAGCCUUCUACCCCAGCCUUUUGCCCCCUAGCCUUCUGCCCCAGCCUUCUACCCCAGCCUUCUCCUUCUGCCCCAGCCUUCUGCCCCAGCCUUCUGUCCCAGCCUUCUGCCCCCCAGCCUUCUACCCCAGCCUUCUGCCCCCCAGCCUUCUACCCCAGCCUUCUGCCCCCCAGCCUUCUACCCCAGCCUUUUGCCCCCUAGCUUUCUGCCCCAGCCUUCUAUCCCAGCCCUCUGCCUCCCAGCCUUCUACCCCAGCCUUUUGCCCCCUAGCCUUCUGCCCCAGCCUUCUACCCCAGCCUUCUGUCCCAGCCUUCUACCCCAGCCUUUUGCCCCCUAGCCUUCUGCCCCAGCCUUCUGCCCCAGCCUUCUGUCCCAGCCUUCUGCCCCCCAGCCUUCUACCCCAGCCUUCUGCCCCCCAGCCUUCUACCCCAGCCUUUUGCCCACCAGUGGGAGCCUGGACCUCCUUGGUCAUCAAAGGUUUCCUGUUUGGGAAAACUCUGUGUUUGGUGGUUAUGUUUUCAAUCCUUAUAUAG